AUGGGCAAGAAGCACAAAAAGCACAAGUCGGACAAACACCUCUACGAGGAGUAUGUAGAGAAGCCCCUGAAGCUGGUCCUCAAAGUGGGAGGGAACGAGGUGACCGAGCUCUCCACGGGCAGCUCUGGGCACGACUCCAGCCUCUUUGAAGACAAAAGCGAUCAUGAUAAACACAAAGAGAGAAAGCGGAAAAAGAGAAAGAAAGGAGAGAAGCAGAUUCCAGGGGAAGAAAAGGGGAGAAAACGGAGACGUGUAAAGGAGGAUAAAAGAAGGCGAGAUCGUGACCAUGUGGAUAUCGAGGUAGAAAAAGACCUACAGUGUCAGGCCCCUGUAGGAUUAGACUUGCCUCCUGAGAAGCCUCUUGCAAGUUCUUUAGCCAAACAAGAAGAAGUAGAACAGACACCUCUUCAAGAAGCUUUGAAUCAACUGAUGAGACAACUGCAGAGAAAAGACCCAAGUGCUUUCUUUUCAUUUCCUGUGACUGAUUUUAUUGCCCCUGGCUACUCCAUGAUCAUUAAACACCCAAUGGAUUUUAGUACCAUGAAAGAAAAGAUCAAGAACAAUGAUUACCAGUCCAUAGAAGAACUGAAGGAUAACUUCAAACUAAUGUGUACUAACGCUAUGAUUUACAACAAACCAGAGACGAUUUAUUAUAAAGCUGCGAAAAAGCUGUUGCACUCAGGGAUGAAAAUUCUUAGCCAGGAGAGAAUUCAGAGCCUGAAGCAGAGCAUAGACUUCAUGGCAGACUUGCAGAAAAGUCGGAAGCAGAGAGACAGGACAGACACCUCGCAGAGUGGGGAGGACAGCGGCUCCUGGCCGAGAGAGAGGGACGACACUGGAGACGCCGAGGCGCAGGGCUUCAAGAGCCCCAACAAGGAGAAUAAAAAGAAAGACAAAGAUGUGCUUGAAGAUAAAUUUAAAAGCAAUAGUUUAGAAAGAGAGCAGGAGCAGAUUGACCGCAUCGUUAAGGAAUCUGGAGGAAAGCUGACCAGGAGGCUUGUUAAUAGUCAGUGUGAAUUUGAAAGGAGAAAGCCAGAUGGAACAACAACAUUGGGACUUCUCCAUCCUGUGGAUCCUGUUGUCGGAGAACCAGGCUAUUGUCCUGUGAGACUGGGGAUGACAACUGGAAGACUUCAGUCUGGAGUGAAUACUUUGCAGGGAUUCAAAGAAGAUAAAAGAAACAAAGUGACUCCAGUGUUAUACUUGAGUUAUGGACCCUACAGUUCUUACGCACCACAUUAUGACUCCACGUUUGCAAAUAUCAGCAAGGAUGAUUCUGAUUUGAUCUAUUCAACCUAUGGGGAAGACCCUGAUCUCCCCAAUGAUUUCAGCAUCCAUGAGUUUUUGGCCACAUGCCAAGAUUAUCCAUAUGUUAUGGCAGAUAGUUUACUGGAUGUUUUAACAAAAGGAGGACAUUCUAGAACCCUGCAGGACUCCGAGACGUCAUCUCCUGAAGAUGAAGGCCAGACUAGGAUACUUGACACAGCAAAAGAAAUGGAGGUUACAGAAGUUGAAUUCACAGGGCGUUUAGACUCCAGUAAUCAAGACAAGCUCACAGCACUGAAAGCAGUAACACACUUCGGAGCCCCAGUCGAAGUGUUUGACUCUGAAGAAGCUGAAGUGUUCCAGAGGAAACUUGAUGAGACCACCAAACUGCUCAGAGAGCUCCAGGAAGCCCAGAAUGAGCGUCUGAGCACCAGACCCCCUCCCAACAUGAUCUGUCUCUUGGGUCCGUCAUACAGAGAAAUGCAUCUCGCUGAACAAGUGACCAGUAACCUUAAAGAACUUGCACAGCAAGUAACUCCAGGCGAUAUUGUAAGCACAUACGGACUCCGAAAGGCGAUGGGAAUUUCCGUCCCCUCCCCGGGCAUUGAGAACCACCUUGUCGAUCUAACAGAAGAUUUUGAAGAACCUAAAAACACCGAUGUUACUGAGUGUGAACCUGAUGGGAUUUGA
Molecule: messenger RNA, 1956 nt
Organism: Rangifer tarandus platyrhynchus (Svalbard reindeer)
Lineage: Eukaryota; Metazoa; Chordata; Mammalia; Artiodactyla; Cervidae
Source: the annotation of a GenBank genome assembly